Molecule: messenger RNA, 3430 nt
Organism: Maylandia zebra (zebra mbuna)
Lineage: Eukaryota; Metazoa; Chordata; Actinopteri; Cichliformes; Cichlidae
Gene: ext2
Product: exostosin glycosyltransferase 2
Cellular component (GO): membrane
Molecular function (GO): glycosyltransferase activity
Source: RefSeq, a predicted model, not a curated record
AGGAAGCAAAGAAGAAGAAGAACUUCCGCAAGUCACGGAAAGAUUACCUAGGGGUGUUAGCUGCUAGCUCAAAGCUAGGUUAGCACUGUAUGCAUAUGUGCAGUCUGUUCUCUAAAUGUUGCCAUGAUUUAAGACCAAACUCCCCUCUCCGACUAACGACAUCUCGCGGCUGGUUAACGAAGAGGUGUCAGACAUGUAUACCUCUGGGAAAUACAGCUCGCGGGGCCCUGCUCUCAUCCCUCGGAUGAAAACCAAGCACCGCAUCUACUACAUCACCCUGUUUUCUGUGGUGCUGCUUGGACUAAUCGCCACAGGGAUGUUUCAGUUUUGGCCGCACUCCAUUGAGUCCACAGCUGAUUGGACCCUCGACAAGCGCAGUGUUCACGACGCACCUCUGAUCAGACUUCCCGUCUCCAGUCCCAUACCUGAGAGGGGUGACCUGAGCUGUCGCAUGCACACCUGCUUUGAUGUAUACAGGUGUGGCUACAACCCUAAGAAUAGAAUCAAGGUUUAUAUCUACCCUCUGCAGAGGUUUGUAGAUGAAUUGGGGGUCCCCAUCAGCAGCACCGGCCUGUCUCGAGAAUACAAUGAUCUGCUUAGUGCCAUCUCUGACAGUGACUUUUACACAGACGAUGUUACAAGGGCUUGCCUUUUCAUUCCAUCUAUUGAUGUACUAAAUCAGAACUCCCUCCGUAUAAGAGAGACAGCCCAGGCUCUGGCAAUGUUACCCAGAUGGGACAAAGGGAUGAAUCAUCUGCUUUUCAACAUGUUACCUGGAGGCCCUCCUGACUACAACACUGCCUUGGAUGUGCCCAGAGACAGAGCAUUGCUGGCUGGAGGUGGUUUUUCUACAUGGACCUACAGACAAGGUUAUGAUGUGAGCAUUCCAGUUUAUAGCCCCCUUUCUGCAGAUGUUGACCUGCCUGAGAGACAACCUGGGCCUCGGCACUACUUUAUUCUUUCUUCACAAACUGCUAUUCACCGAGAGUACAGAGCUGAACUGGAGCGAUUGAAGGAAGAAAAUGGAGAAGCCCUCCUUCUUCUGGACAAGUGUAGCAACCUCUCUCAGGGUGCUGCCUCUGCACGAAAACGAUGCUACAAAGGGCAGGUGUACGACUACCCACAGAUCCUGCAGGAGUCGUCAUUCUGUGUGGUCUUGAGGGGGGCACGAUUGGGUCAGGCUGCCCUCAGUGAUGUGCUACAGGCUGGCUGUGUUCCCGUCACUCUGGCUGACUCCUACAUUCUGCCGUUCUCUGAAGUACUUGACUGGAAAAGGGCAUCUGUUGUUAUUCCUGAGGAGAAGCUGUCAGAGAUGUACACAAUCCUGAAGAGUAUCCCUCACCGACAGGUUGAAGAAAUGCAGAGACAGGCACGCUGGUUCUGGGAGGCCUACUUCAGCUCCAUGAAGGCUAUUGGCUUGACAACUCUCCAGAUCAUCAACGAUCGCAUCUACCCAUAUGCUGCGCGUACUUAUGAGCAGUGGAACAAUCCACCUGUGGUGAAGUGGUCCAGUGUAAACAGCCCCCUGUUCUUACCACUCAUCCCACCGAGGGCUCCUGGAUUCACAGCAGUGGUGCUAACCUACGAUCGUGUUGAGAGUCUUUUCCGGGUCAUCACGGAAAUCUCCAAGGUGCCUAGCUUAGCUAAACUGCUGGUGGUGUGGAAUAACCAGAACAAGAGUCCUCCUGAGGAAACUCUUUGGCCGAAGAUCAGCGUCCCACUCAAAGUCGUGCGAACCAAAGAGAACAAACUGAGCAACCGUUUCUUCCCCUAUGACGAGAUCGAGACCGAAGCUGUGCUAGCGAUCGAUGAUGACAUCAUCAUGCUAACAUCUGAUGAACUGCAGUUUGGCUACGAGGUUUGGAGGGAGUUUCCAGACAGGCUGGUGGGCUACCCCGGGCGGCUGCACCUCUGGGACCAUGAAAUGGGAAAGUGGAAGUAUGAGUCGGAGUGGACCAAUGAGGUCUCCAUGGUUCUAACUGGAGCUGCCUUCUACCACAAGUACUUCAACUAUUUGUACACAUACAAGAUGCCGGGAGACAUCAAGAACUGGGUGGAUGCUCACAUGAACUGUGAAGAUAUUGCCAUGAAUUUCCUGGUGGCCAACAUCACUGGCAAAGCCCCCAUAAAGGUGACUCCAAGGAAGAAGUUCAAGUGCCCUGAAUGUACUGCCAUAGAUGGACUGUCGCUGGAUCAGACACACAUGGUGGAGAGAUCUGAGUGCAUCAACAAGUUUGCCUCAGUUUUCGGGACGAUGCCUCUGAAAGUGGUGGAACAUCGCGCAGACCCGGUGCUCUAUAAAGAUGACUUCCCAGAGAAGCUGAAGAGCUUCCCCAACAUCGGCAGCCUCUGACCAGCCAGCAGAGGAUGUUUGGACCCCAUCACAGCCUCAGCACUCAAACACGCAUAACCAACACUGUUUUCUGACUGAAGCGGGAUGUGCUCAUGUCCCCUCUCAGUUCAAGUGAUUUUUGUUUUUACCUUGAAUUUAAUGACAUCAGGUUUAUAUUUUAAAUCAGAGUUAAACCAAAAUCUGAGGUGGCUGUGAAGUAGUCUGACGUUUGACGGACAAGGCCGACUGACUCCAGGUUUUUGGUCCCUCACUGUUACCGUUUUGGAGCUGGUUGCUUUGGGCUCCAGCUACUCUCGAUUCAGUGUAUACAGUGUAUAUAUUUGUAUUUUGCAGCAGUGCUGUAUAAUUUAUGAUUCUCCAACACAAACUUUCUCUUCUAUGUUUUUCCUUCUUUCCAAAAAGCUGACAUCGGACAUUAUUCUUAAAACUGUACAACACAGAAAGAGUAAUAAAUGUUAAAGUUAACACGAUAAAUAUCAAAACGAUUCAAGGACACAUCCGUGUACACUUUAUUCUUGAUGUACAGUGCUUUAUGCAGUCAGAGCGGACCUUGGGAAAAAGCUGGCACCGUAAAUCUAAGAUUUAGAGUGAGUAGGCGAUUUGGAAAAAGGCAUGUCGAGCUACUGGAGCAUUUCACUGCAACUGUAAUUUUAUACCGCCUGAGCGAGCCUUUCUUUGUAUUUAUGCGUAGAAAUGUAAGAAAACUGUGAUGCUUAUUAAAGCAUCUACUAAGUCAGUUCAUGAAUUGUCUAUGAACACUACAUUAGAAUAGAAGACUGGUUAACAAAUCCACAUUUUUCAAAACAGACAUAAACGGUUUGUUUGUUUUUCCUGUUUUGUUUUUUUUAAUCUAACCUAUUGUGUAUGUUUCACUUUUUGACCUUUUUUGUCACUAAUUUCUCCAGUUGCAUCAUUAAGGCAGCAAAUCUGAGAGCAGUGCGGUCUUUUAAGAUGGUUUUGUUUGUUUGUUUUAAAUUUCCCUUUCCCGUUGUUUUCAUAUUUUUUCGACUGGGGUUUAUGCAUUUAACUGUAUAUAUGUGACUUUGUAAUACAAAUAAAACCCUGCACAACCAUGUA